Molecule: messenger RNA, 744 nt
Organism: Tarenaya hassleriana
Lineage: Eukaryota; Viridiplantae; Streptophyta; Magnoliopsida; Brassicales; Cleomaceae
Exons: 5
Coding region: 48-506 (152 amino acids)
Cellular component (GO): chloroplast thylakoid membrane
Source: RefSeq, a predicted model, not a curated record
ACCAAUAAAAAAACGGAGAGGAAGAUACAAUUACCAUAGACGUGAAUAUGACGGUGUGCUCCUCGUCGUCUUCACCGCCCAUAUUCGCCCAUGUCGGAGGAGCUCCACCAAGCAAUCUCCAUGGACGGUUUAUGGUUCCUUCUUCUUCUUCUCUUGUAUGGGGACAAAGAAGACGCCUAGACACAAGCUUGGUGGUGGGAGGCAUGACCAGGGGCGAACCCUUCCAUGUCUUGGCUAAUUCAAACGUCAUUCCAGGAAAGGGAGGUUCGAGCAAAGAAGUGAUUAUGGUCGACCCUUUGGAGGCCAAGAGGUUAGCUUCUAAGCAAAUGGAAGAUAUCAGAGUGAGGGAGAGGCUAAAGAGAAGACGGCAAAUAGAGGCGAUAAAUGGAGCAUGGGCAAUGAUAGGAUUAACGGGUGGACUUGUCGUCGAAGGCCAAACAGGGAAGGGUAUUUUGGCUCAGGUGGCUGGUUACUGGUCUUCCUUUUUCCAUCUUUUCGUCGGAUGAAUCGACUGAGGAAGUGAUCAUCUGAGUUUGGACCUCACUCUUCCAUGAUUCUUGCCAUUUCUUUGGAGUUCAUGUGCCUUCUUCAUCAAUAGAAGGAAACCUCUGGCUCUGUGAGAAGUUUCUAUCGGGCCUUUAAAUAAUGUAAGAAAGCCCAUUUAUUGAUAAAAUAUACUUGUAAGGUUACAUACACAUGAAUUGAUGAAAUAUACUUAUAUGUAAAAAAACCUUUUUUUAUUCA